GUGGCGGUGUCGAGCCGGCGUGUUACGUGUCGAGUUUCCGCAGAAGAAGAGAGCCGGGUGAGCGCUGAAAAGCCGAGCGCCGCUUCCAUUCUCCCUCAUUCGACCUGCGGCUCCGCUGAUCGUCCUUCCGCUGCCUGACAGAGAAACGGUGUUUGAGGUGUGUUUUUUAACCACACAUAAAAUGUCGGACGAAGGUAAAUUAUUCAUCGGAGGACUGAGCUUUGAGACCAACGAGGAGUCUCUCAGCGCGGCCUUCGGCAAAUAUGGAAACAUCGAGAAAGUCGACGUGAUCCGAGACAAAGAGACCGGAAGGUCUCGUGGCUUCGGCUUUGUUAAGUACAACAACGCAGAAGACGCCAAAGAUGCAUUGGAUGCAAUGAACGGCAAGACUCUUGAUGGCCGGGCGAUUCGCGUUGAUGAAGCGGGAAAGGGAGGUGGACGUCAAAGAACUAGUUUUGGUUCAGCACCACGAGGUGGCAGGUUCAACAACUCCAGGGGGAGGGGCGGCCGGGGUUACUCCCGGGGUGAGGACAAUUUCGGUGGAAGUGGUGGCUUCAAUGGCGACAGGGGAUAUGGGGACAGGAGCUACAGUGACAGAAGCUUUGGUGGAGGUGGAGGAGGUGGAGAGAGGAGCUUUGGUGGUGGUAGUGGCGGCGGCAGCGGCGGCUACAGGAGUGGGGGAUACUCAUCAGGAGGCGGCGGUGGUGGCGGCGGCUACAGAGACAAUAGGGGUCAGGGAUAUGGUGAGCGCUCUAGUUCCUACCGUGAAGGAUAUGACAGCUAUGUCACUGACUCGACUACCACUUGUCAGGAUUUGGACUGAGUGAGAAGAGAUCCCUUAACUGUAGAACAGACCGGGGAUUUGAUGCUAAAUUCCUUUUUACUAUCAACCUUAGUUUAGCUGAGGCUCCUGUGUGUUCAAUUUCCCAAAAGAGUGAAUUCCUUUCAGACUGGUGAACUACACAUCCGAAGUGGCCGGCUGUUCAUGAAGUUGCAAAUUGCAGCAUGCUACAGUCUGUCCAAGGUAUCUUCUGUGCUCAACAUCUGCAUUUUAAAUGUGCUGUAAAAUGGACUAAUCUUGUUUAAGUGAUCGAAAAAUGUACCUUCGUUUCCCCAAAGUAAUAUCUCAACCGGGAACAGUUUUGUACUUUAUGUUCUUUGUAUGAUCAACGUUUUUUUUUCUUUGUCAGUUUGGCUUCAUGGAGCCUAUUAAACAGACUGUGGAAAAUAA
Messenger RNA from Hippoglossus stenolepis (Pacific halibut), 1231 nucleotides. It is a transcript of the gene cirbpa, whose product is annotated as cold inducible RNA binding protein a. Gene Ontology annotation, molecular function: RNA binding. The coding region runs from base 182 to 823 and encodes 213 amino acids. NCBI's taxonomy places the organism in Eukaryota, Metazoa, Chordata, Actinopteri, Pleuronectiformes, Pleuronectidae. Gene Ontology annotation, biological process: positive regulation of mRNA splicing, via spliceosome. The record is from RefSeq and is a predicted model, not a curated record. The transcript is spliced from 7 exons. Gene Ontology annotation, cellular component: spliceosomal complex.